GAAACAUUCGAAGAAAAUUAGAGAACGAAAGUCAUAAGCAUAUCCAUCCGAUGUUCACCACGACCUUUGCGAAGGAGUAGCUUACAAGCUGAUAACAAGUAAGAAAAUGUCUGAGGUUGACAGAGAUGCUGCCACAAAGGAAGAUGAGGAUAUUAUCAACAGCACAGUGGACAGAGAGGGUAUCACUGUGGAUGCUGAAUUCUCCAAUCAUGAUUUAAUUGAAAGGGAGAAGGAAACUGUGUCUAGUCCACCAAGAAUAAUAUUCUGUGUCACUGAAAUUGCAACAAACAACACUUCGCUGCUUAAAGGAAUACCUAAAGAACCCAUAUUGCAGUCCUCUGACCAGCAUGUAUUGUUUGGGCGUGGCCAUUCAGCGGGGGUGUUUUUGAAUGAUGACAUCGCUUCAAGAGAACACAUGAAGCUUUCACUUCAAACAAACCCUUACACAGGUGAAAGUAAUUUUUGUGUGGAAACCGUCAGUGAAACAAAGCCAGUUAUUAUAAAUGGAACACCAUUGUUCAAGCAAGAUGGCAUUAAAUUUCUGAAAACCAAUGACAAACUUGGUAUUGGUAAGCUGGUAUUCAUCCUUCAAAUUGUGCCUGGAGAUUCACUUGAGUUUUAUGAAGUUGAAUUUAUGACAAGCACUUCACUUCCUCAUCAAUAUUAUAAGCAACAGACAAACAAUCCCAUGCCUUAUGCACCACCAAUGGGUGCAUUUAAUUCCAGGCCAAACAUCAUGGCCAACCAGAUUGGUGCUGUUUUUCUACAAAAUAACUUGGGAACACCUGUAGGGAAUCCAACACUUAAUAUGAACGUUAUGACUGAUGGAGGAGGAUUCCCACAAUUUGGCACUAUGGUAUCUCCUCAGCAGCAACAGCCUUUCCAACAGCAACCUAUUGGAUAUUCACUGAUUCCAAAUAAAAUUGGAAUGAGCCAGCACCCUCUUCAACAGCAGGCAGCAAACAUUAACUUUCAUUAUCAGUUACCAGACUCAACAUAUCCCACAACACAAAGCUUCCUCUUGCCUCAUCAGAUACCAUCCCCAAGUGGAAGACAAGUGCACCAAAAUAGCAACAAACACCCGACUGAGCACAGUGACAAGUUCAAGGAAAAUGGCCACAGCAGUACUUCCCUUGUUCCAAUACAAGAGACCAUUCAUUCAAAAGAUUAUGUUAAGUAACUUUAGAGUGACUAUAUAUAUACAUGUAGUGAAUUCAUUUAUGAAUUGCAAAAAAGCUACUAAUGCUUGGUAAAGACUGGAGCACGCUUAGUGAAUUCUAGCCUUCUGAUUCUCUUAGUCGGCAUGACGUCUAAAACCCCGUGCCCUUCAUAGCAACGUGUCCGCCAUUUUGACAAAAGGGAAAACAAAAACCACAUCGAAGGUGAAUUUUCACUGUUGGAACAUAAAUCUCAUCGUAAAACAUGGUUCCUCCUGGUGUUUAUUCUAAUUCGGCUUUUCAAUCGUUGUGUAUACAAAUUAUAUUAAAAUGUCAUUCCAGUAUUCAGAGAAUUUAACAGCUGUAGCAUUCGCACGAUAGAAGAAAAAAUUAGAAGUAAUUGGACUUGACUCUCGUCCUUACAAAUACCCAGCUGAUUCGUGGAUAAAUAAUCCAUCAGAGUGGCCUGAAGUUGAAUAUCCAGAUAUUUACACUUAUUUAGUGAAUUGUCCAGAUAUGAAAUUUGAUGGGUCAGUCGUAGCUGCACACUGUGAUUGUAUGGCAGGGUAAGUAUUAUCUUUGUUUUCACAAAUAGAUUUUUGAAAUAAAGCUUUAUCCUACACAAAAUCA
Messenger RNA from Stylophora pistillata, 1787 nucleotides. RefSeq lists its product as uncharacterized. Gene Ontology annotation, molecular function: protein binding. The record is from RefSeq and is a predicted model, not a curated record. Lineage: Eukaryota; Metazoa; Cnidaria; Anthozoa; Scleractinia; Pocilloporidae.